This is a messenger RNA of Pelmatolapia mariae (spotted tilapia), 2500 nucleotides long. It is a transcript of the gene dzank1, whose product is annotated as double zinc ribbon and ankyrin repeat domains 1. The transcript is spliced from 20 exons. NCBI's taxonomy places the organism in Eukaryota, Metazoa, Chordata, Actinopteri, Cichliformes, Cichlidae. Gene Ontology annotation, molecular function: protein binding. Bases 290 to 2491 code for a protein of 733 amino acids. The record is from RefSeq and is a predicted model, not a curated record. Gene Ontology annotation, biological process: eye photoreceptor cell development.
GGGUACGUUUCUAACAGCGCAGCACGCAGAGGUGGGCGGGUACUACAACCCAAUGGCAGCACCGCCCACCUCUGUCGUUUAGGCGUUUAAAACAAGCGUCCCCGCGGACAGAGCCCGUUGCUAUGGUGACACUCCGGUAAACUCGGCAGCAGUCCCGUUGAUCACCUGGGCCUUCAUCCAGAUACAAGAUAUGUUGGGACAAAGCCGGCGAGGACGUCUCACUGAGUCUGAAAGGGAACCGAACAACUGAUUUAUUGACUAACUGAUUGGUUGGCAGACGGUUGUUGUCAUGGCAGCAGGGGCAGUGUCAGCUCCGCUCAUCAUUCCCAUCAUCCACCUGCAGACUCAUCGAGCCAAGAACCACAUCGACACGAGCACACCUGUGUCCAUCCAGUCAGACUCUGCAGGUGUUCUGAUCUUUUACACUCUGGAUGGUUCAAAGCCGGGGGCGGGGCAUCGUGGAGCAGCAGGCAGCAGCAGGAAGUACAGCGAGCCCAUCCUGCUGCCUGCAGGCCGGGUGACAAUCCGAGCGGUGGCUGUCACCAGUGACGGCAGAGAGAGCUCCAUAGUGACGAAGGUUUUCUCUGUGGAUCCUUUGGACGACUUCCUGCAGCCUCCGCCUGAAGGAACAUCCUUUCUUGCUGAGACCUCAGAGCUUCACACUUCCUGUUUCCUGUGUCCAGAGCCAAGGAUGAUGGGAAAUCACUCCCUUCAGUCAGGCCCUCGUUUUCUGAACGGUCGUCAUGGCUCUGAGAUCGGCGCCCAGCUUGCCUCGUCUCACCGCUCCCAGCCUGCGGUUUUUAGGGGGUCAGGUGACCUGAGGCAGCUGAAGAGCACGGAGACGACACGAGUGCAGCGAGACACCGACUUCCUGUGGUGUGCUCGCUGUCUGCGUCGCCGCCCCUCCGACCCGUUCGCUCAGUUCUGCGCUCAGUGUGGAGCGGCGCUUCCUCUGCUGCCCGGUCACAGGCUGCCACCUGCUGAGGGAGGACAGAUGUUGCUGUGUGUGUUCUGUGGGGCUCUAGUUCCCGCCAACACACACACCUGUUUGGUGUGUGAAGCUGCCAUCGAUCAACAGCUGCAGCCACGGGCGGGCAUCACUCUGCAGGGUCAUGUGAUGUGUGUCUGCUGUGGAAGUGGGAAUCCAGCCGACGCCUUCAGCUGUCUGACCUGCGAGAGCCGCUUGCAGCAGGUGGGCGGAGCCAGGAGCGGUGUGCCCUCUGACCCAGGAGCGCACACCAGGAUGUUGUCCUGCACCAGAUGUAAACGUUUAAACCGGGGCGACGCGAGAUUCUGCGACUGGUGUGGCUCCAAGCCCGCCCACGCUGCCCGCUGUGUGACGUGUCAGCGUUGUGGAGCGAGUGCACACCCGUACGCUUCCUACUGCACCGCCUGCGGCAUCUUCCUGGAAGCACCGGUCCCACUCGGAUCCUGCGGUGACAUCACACGAUCGGUCAAGGGCGCCGCCAACCACCAGGUGGGAGUGCAGACUGCCUGUGGCGCCACCUGGCGGGCCACUGCCUCUUUGCACCCUCCGCGAAGUGUGAAGAUCGCCGCACCCACUGUGGAUCAGUGCACACAGACUGUAGGACUCUAUUACCCAUCAGGCACUGAGCUGCAGAGGAAGGAGCAGCACAGAGCGCUACAGCUCCUCAGGAAGCAGGUGCAGAGCGACCGCCACCCACCGCUCACUGCCAUCAGCCCGGGACGAGGUUACUGGAGGAAGCAGCUGGAUCACAUAUGCGCUCACCUGAGGAGCUAUGCCCAGAACAACGCCCCCUUCAGGGCGCUGCUGGGAGAGCCUCAUCUGGGCCGGAUGGUCUCUGCGGUGAUUCAGGAGGAUCGCCAUGAGUUCAGUCUGACCGUCAGCUUCGCAGCAGCCGAGCUUAAAGAAAAACAGGUGGGUGCUGACGAUGACGGCAUGGGAUCUCCAGGUGGAGGAUUUGAGCUCGCCAGCUGGACCAAGACUCUGAGCAGCGUUGCAGAGCGAACAGGGUGGACAGGAAGUGACCAGCUCUCGGCUCCGCCCUCCAAACCUUACCUGACGCCCAAACCGCCGGUGAAGGACGUUCAGCUGCUGAAGGAGCUGGGUCCGGGUCGAGGUGAGGUCAGCGUCAUCCUGCAGCUCCUGGACCAGGGGGCGGACCCUUCCUGCUGCCGGAGCGAUGGCCUACACGCCUUGGCAGUUGCCGUGGUAAACGGUCACCAUGACGUCCUACCUGUUUUGUUGCAGCGAGGCGCCGACGUCGACCAGCAGUCUGGACGGAUGAAGAACACUGCUCUGCAUGAAGCUGCAGCUCUGGGGUCUGCAGGUGUGCCGUGUGCUGAGGUCCUGCUCAGCUGUAAGGCCAACGUGAGGCGGAGGAACGUUGCGGGUCAGACGGCGUAUGACGUGGCGGCGAGCUCGGGCUGCGGCAGCAUAGCGUCUCUGCUGGCGGCUCAGACUGGACUGGACUUACUGGGCAAACUGGGAAACAUGAACUCAAGCUGAAGCUGAUUU